AUGGGUAUCUUCAAUUCCAAGCCUGCUCCGGAGCCCUCUCCCACCGAACUUGAAAGCAACUUUGACGAGCAGCCUACCUUCGUCCCCUACUCCGAUACUAUCAAAAAGGCCUCGCGCAGAGCCAACCCCAGCGGUCAAUACUCUAGCUUCCUGAUUUCGAAAGCUGUUCCUGACCCCGGACCUAAAGUGAGUGGAAGUGAUCCGAAAUCCAUCGAGGACCGCACCCGAGUCCGAGAGUCCUCUGCCAUCGGUCACAACUCCUACCCAACAACUCGGAUGUUCGGUACAAACAUUCGUCGCCGCCGUACAUCUGCCCCCAUGGUCCCUCACUCGUCCCGUGAGGCAGGUGAUGAUUACUUCAGCGUCAACCACCACACUGGAUCUGGCAUCUCAUGGUCCGAUAAGGCCUACGACAGGACUACACCAGAUGUCAAGAACAACAAGAAAUAG
Molecule: messenger RNA, 450 nt
Organism: Clonostachys byssicola
Lineage: Eukaryota; Fungi; Ascomycota; Sordariomycetes; Hypocreales; Bionectriaceae
Source: the annotation of a GenBank genome assembly